Messenger RNA from Hypomesus transpacificus, 3240 nucleotides. It is a transcript of the gene cfap70, whose product is annotated as cilia and flagella associated protein 70. Gene Ontology annotation, cellular component: motile cilium; extracellular exosome. Bases 1 to 3234 code for a protein of 1077 amino acids. The transcript has 26 exons. Lineage: Eukaryota; Metazoa; Chordata; Actinopteri; Osmeriformes; Osmeridae. Gene Ontology annotation, molecular function: protein binding. The record is from RefSeq and is a predicted model, not a curated record. Gene Ontology annotation, biological process: cilium movement; cilium assembly.
AUGGAGCCAUUUCGAGAAAAAGCAGUACCUGUGCAAAUUACAGUUUCGCGUGGGAAUAAUCUGAAGGGCAACAAGCCCAACGAGUCUUUCCUCAACUUUGUCCGGGCUGAAUUCAAUGGUCAAGUCCUGGGGGAUUCCCAGAAGCUUGAUGCGUCCGUUGACCUGGGAGUAAAUUACAACUUUACCUGCAGCUUUGAGUGUUCAGACGCUGCAGACACAUUGGAUGAUGUGGCACAUAAACCAGUCAUACUGACAGUGAUUGAGAUCCUUCCCAAGGAAAAGAAAGAGAAGACUGCAGUCGUAGGUCAAGCUGUAGUCGAUCUGCUGCCUCUUUUGCAUGGUCAGUGCAGCCUCUCAUCCACUGUGCUACUCCAUCCCACCCCUGGUUCAUCUGCCGAGGCUGCCUACCAGGAAGGCAGCAGUAAGGUCCAGGCAUCUUUAGAUGUGAUCAUCUGUGUGCCAGAGCCUCUGCUCUCUGUUGUCCAACUGUCAGAAUCCAACCUGUUGAAGGUGACGGUGGAGACAGCCUACUCCAUCCCGGAAGUAUGGAACACUGCCUUGGGGUCCGACUAUGUGGCUGCACUGCAGAUACCCCUCACAGCCGAGAAAGAGGAAACAUUGUGGUUUUCCAACGGGUUAUUGAAAGUAGGUGGAGAGAGAGAAACUGUAGGCAGGCCCAGAAAGUGGCCUCUGGGGCCCCUGUUGGCGCCUGGAGCUCAGUUCAUCCCAGCGUCGUCCAUUGAGGGAGACCCCAUCGAGCUGGAGGAUGGAGACCUGACCAGCAUAGAGGAUAGAGAUUUCCGUAUUGACGCUGAGACUAACAAAAAGAGAGUAAGCUGGGACACGGAGCGACGCUGCUUCCUGGAUACAGGGGGUGCUGUCUGCUUAACCCGUAGGAUAGGGAAGAGUCGACUGUGGCCGGUGGAGGUCAUGAGGUCCAUGCAGGCUGGAGCCCCGAAGGGAGGAAAACCUGGGAAACCGGCAACGCAAGCUGAGGAUGAGUCCCAGAUCUCCUUCCACGGUGUGGCUUACGUCGACAUGGCCCCUCUAUUGUAUCCCGGGGCGAGACGUAUCCGAGGAGCUUACCGUCUCUACCCCUUCUACGACUCUGAGCUGCUUGCUAAGGCUAAGCGCAAUGUCAGCGUUCUGAAGGAGAGCACCAGGGCCCCCGCCACGCAGGGAAGAGGCCGAGCUCCUUCGUCCAUGGGGUCCUGCAAGGCCGCCCCCAGCAAGACCUUUGACAGCCUCAAGGGCGGGAAGGACACCAAGGAAUCUCCCAAAAAACCAGGUGCUACGGUGAAGCCUAUUACAGCUGAGAGUGUGACCGAAGUGGAGCCACAGGUCAACGUGGAGGGCCAGAUGUAUGCAGACUCCAGAACCUACAUAAUCAUUGAAAUAGCUCUGGAGAAGCCCUUGGUGCCCAAGAGACCACCUGAGGAGCUAGCACAAAGGGUGAAGGAGCUGCUUCCUCCCAGACCCCCCCUGUCUCGCAGACCCGCUGGAGCAGAGAGAGCCAUCCAGGGGUACCACAGCCAGAUUGCCAGUGUGGCGGGCCAGGUUCUGGAGCAGUACAAGCAGCUGUUUGGACCUGCCUUCCUGCCCGGAGGCGAGCCGCUGGAUCCAAAUGCACAGGAAGAGCGCAAGACUCAGCUCCUGGGAGAGCUCAACUACUCUGGGAAGUUCUUUGCUUUCAAAGAGCAGAUGAAGUACUCAGUGGUGAAGAUCGUACGGGAGAAGAUGCUGAGAACUGAGGCCUUCACUGACCCUGAGCAUCUCCAGGCAUUCCUCAGCUCGCUCCAUGUGUUCCUGGUGGAUGAGAUGCACGUGGCUCUCAACAAGACCCUAUCAGUGGAUGCCCAGGAGAGCCAGCCUCGCCCGCUGCUAGACUGUGCCCAGCUGAGGCACUUUGCCAGGGAGGCUCAGCUGAGCGGAGACUACCAGUUGGCUUCUCAGUACUACCAGGAGCAGCUGACUCGAGAGCGCAAUAACCCAUCCCACUGGUUCGACUACGGGGCAUUCUACAUGCUGAGUGCCGACUACCUGAAGGCUGAGGAGUGCUUCCACUAUGCUGUGUCCAUAGAGCAGGCACACCUGCGCAGCUUGAUGAUGUGUGGGGUCCUGGCAGAGAUGGGUGAGCGCCACGAGGAGGCAGAGAUUUUCUUUGAGAGAGCCACGUGCGUCGACCCCACCAGUGUGGCGGCCUGGACUCUGUUUGGCUUGUUCUACCUGAGCCAGGACAACCCCAUCCAGGCGGAGAUGGCCUUCCUGGAGGCCAGCAAGCAGCAGUGUGCCUGCUUGGUGGUGACUCCACCUUGCAGACCAGACACUGGAGAGGCAGGGCCUGUCGGGGAGGAGGAACCAGAGCAGGCUGUGCCAGAGUCCUCCAGGACCAACAGGACAGAUGGAGAGAGAGAUGGAGGCAGUGGGAGUGGGGUAACUGGCUCUCAGAGCAGCCAGGGAAACAGGUCUGGGGAGGACUUUAAUGGAGGAGUGGACCCUGAUCUGGCCACAGCCAGAUUGGUAACCACGCCCACCAGACUCAACUCCACCAUCUACAUGGAGACAGUCCAGUUCCUGUUGCAGAACAACACUCUACAGAUGGCUCAGCGGGCUCUGGCCCAGGAACUGCUGUGUCCAGAUGGGGGCCUGAGUAGCUCCUAUCACCUGGCCAUGGCCAGGCUGCAGCUGCAGAGGGCAGAGUAUGGCAGUGCCCAGCUCAGCCUGCAGGAGGCGCUCAAAGACAGCUUCCAGGACCCAGACGUGUGGGCUCUGUACGGUCACCUGCAUUACCAAACUGGAGAGCACAGGAAGGCUCAGGAGUGCUAUGAGAGGACCCUGGACUUUGUGGUGGAUGCCUCAGACACACAUCCCAUCUAUCUGCGCCUUGGCUCAAUAUACCUUGAGGAGGCAAAGUAUGAGAUGGCAAAAAGGACAUAUUUACGUGCCUGCAUGAGCACCCCGUCUUGUCUCACCUGGCUGGGACUGGGCAUCGCUUGUUACCGGCUAGGAGAGCUAACAGAAGCAGAGGAUGCCUUGACCGAGGCUAACAUUUUAAACAAUGGGAACUCAGAGGUGUGGGGUUAUCUGGCACUUGUCUGUCUACAGACUGGAAGGAGACCUGAGGCUGAGCAGUCCUAUAAAUAUGCCGUGAAGCUUAAACUACAGAAAGAGUAUGUUUUGCAAGAGAUUAAGGAGCUACAAGCUCGUGUUGGAUUUGGAAAUCCAAGUUUCUGAACAGGA